Messenger RNA from Suricata suricatta (meerkat), 2107 nucleotides. It is a transcript of the gene PUS3, whose product is annotated as pseudouridine synthase 3. Lineage: Eukaryota; Metazoa; Chordata; Mammalia; Carnivora; Herpestidae. Gene Ontology annotation, biological process: mRNA pseudouridine synthesis; tRNA pseudouridine synthesis. The record is from RefSeq and is a predicted model, not a curated record. The transcript is spliced from 6 exons. Gene Ontology annotation, cellular component: nucleus; cytoplasm. Bases 334 to 1776 code for a protein of 480 amino acids. Gene Ontology annotation, molecular function: pseudouridine synthase activity; RNA binding.
CUGGGCGCACGCGCAGAAGACGCAAAGUGACAGCUUCCUGUCUCGCGAAAAGCUGCGUGGUCGACAACCGGAAGGUAACCUCAUCGAGUCCCAGUCUCGUUUGUACUCAAAGUAUCGGGCUACGCGGUCUACCUUGCCCCGGUUUCGGCUCAACUGGUCCAGCCUUGGGAGAAUAAAGGACUUUGGUCGGCUGGCAACAAUGAGGUCUUGUUCAUACACUGGAGGAGCCAUUCCUUCUCUGCGUAGAUAGCACAUGAGCUCAUCUUGAGAAAUUCCUUGGGGUCGAGUGGAUCUGUAUGAUUUCUUUAUCCCUGGGGUUGGUGGUCUUGUAUCAUGGCUGAAAAUGACAUAGACAGAAUCCAGACUGAGAAACUCCUACAAAGAGUACAGGAACUGGAGCAGGAGGUACAAAGACUUAAAAAAGAACAGGCCAACAACAAAGACUCAAACGUGAGAGAACAUUCUUUAGGAGCUGGAAAAGCGAAGCGUUCAUUUGAUUUCAGCGCUCAUGGUCGAAGACAUGUAGCUCUAAAGAUAGCCUAUCUAGGCUGGGGAUACCAGGGCUUUGCCAGUCAGGAGAACACGAACAAUACAAUUGAAGAGAAACUGUUUGAGGCUCUCACCAAGACUCGACUAGUAGAAAGCAGACAGACAUCCAACUAUCACCGGUGUGGGCGAACAGACAAAGGAGUUAGUGCCUUUGGACAGGUGAUUUCUCUUGACCUUCGUUCUCACUUUCCAAAGGACAGGGCUUCAGGGGAUCUUAAUUUAAAAGAUGAAGUCAAUGAUGCUGCUAACGAGAUCCGCUAUUCCCACAUUCUCAAUCGGGUACUCCCUCCAGACAUCCGAGUACUGGCCUGGGCCCCCGUGGAACCCAGCUUCAGUGCUAGGUUCAGCUGUCUUGAGCGGACUUACCGCUAUUUUUUCCCUCGUGCUGAUUUAGACAUCGUGACCAUGAACGAUGCAGCUCAGAAGUACAUUGGCACACAUGAUUUUAGGAACUUAUGUAAAAUGGAUGUAGCCAACGGGGUGAUUAAUUUCCAGAGGACUAUUCUGUCUGCUCAAGUACAGCUCGUGGGCCAGAGCCUGGAUAGGGAGAGAUGGCAAGAACCUUUCCAGUUAUGUCAGUUUGAAGUGACUGGCCAGGCGUUCCUUUAUCAUCAAGUCCGCUGUAUGAUGGCUAUCCUUUUUCUGAUUGGGCAAGGAAUGGAGAAGCCAGAGAUUAUUGAUGAGCUGCUGAACAUAGAGAAAAAUCCCCAGAAACCUCAGUACAGUAUGGCUGUAGAAUUUCCUCUAGUCUUGUAUGACUGUAAGUUUGAAAAUAUCAAGUGGAUUUAUGACCGAGAGGUUCAGGAGUUCAAUGUCACCCACCUCCAACAACUCUGGGCUAAUCAUGCUGUGAAAACUCACAUGUUGUACAGCAUGCUACAAGGACUGGACUCUGCCGCAGUGCCCUGUGGGACAGGACCGGAGAUGGAUGAAAUGAUAGAAUGGAGAAAUGUUAAGCCCUCUGUCAUAAAGCAGACCAGUGCCUUUGUAGAAGGAGUGAAAAUGCGUACAUAUAAACCAUUAAUGGAUCGUCCUAAAUGCCAAGGAUUAGAAUCCCGGAUCCAGCAUUUUGUACGUAGGGGACGCAUUGAGCACCCACAUUCAUUCCUUGAGGAAGAAACAAAAGCCAAAAGGGACUGUCAUGAUACAAUGGAGGAAGAAAAUACUCUUUUGGAGAAACCAACAAAAAGAGUCUGUGUUGAUACAGAAAUUAAAAGCAUCAGUUAACCAUAACAGAAUCUAGGAGGUAACAACCAGCUAGUGGUAGGUGGAAAGAAAAGAAAUACAAGAAAAUAUGUACUAGGGAAGUCCUAAAAAUUCAGAUCAUCAGCUCUUUGAAAAAACAAAACAGCAACCCCCGAAAAAACCCAAGCCAAAAGACCAUUAAGCCCUAUAAAGGAAGCUCUUGCUUCAGUAAGAGAAUUCAAACAUUCUCAUUCCUGUCCAAAAGGACUGAGAUGGAAGAAGCAAAAACCAAUUGUGAAAGGGAGUUUACAUACAUGUGGAAACCUGUGCCUUGUGUUCAAAUUCAUUAAAGCCUGAUCCUGCAGGUGUCUAA